This is a messenger RNA of Paramecium pentaurelia, 1198 nucleotides long. NCBI's taxonomy places the organism in Eukaryota, Ciliophora, Oligohymenophorea, Peniculida, Parameciidae. The record is from the annotation of a GenBank genome assembly.
AUGCUAUUUCAAAAAUAUGUGAAUCCAUAAUAUUAUGAAAAUUUGAGAAGGUUUAAAUAUAGUGGUCAGAAUCUUUCAAUUUUAUAUAAUUGGAUUCUUGGGGAUAUGGCAUAAUGGGUGGUAAACAUACUAUUAAUACAUCUCAGGUUGAUUAAUUGCCCAAAACAGUAGCUCCUAAUCUUAUCACUAUUACAGGAUUCUGUAAUUUAUUAACUGGAUUUGCUCUGAUUUUCAUUCUGAAUCCUAUGUUUGAUUAAGAUUUACCUCAAUGGGCUAGUCUAUACAUAGCAUGGACUAUUUUUGUAUAUCAAACAUUAGACAAUGCAGAUGGAAAAUAAGCUAGAAGAACAAAAUAGUCAACUGCUUUGGGAAUGCUCAUGGAUCAUGGUAGUGAUUGUACUGCUACUUGGAUUGCUGGAUUAUUAUAUAUAAAUGCUUUUAAAAUUACAUUUACUCCAUUUAAUAUGUUAACUGCAAUAGGUGUAAGUUUCUUAGGAUUUUACUUUGGUGUUUAUUGUCAAUAACAUACAGGAGUGUUCUAAUUAGGUGUAAUUAAUGGAGUUGAUGAAGGAUUACCAAUACUAUAAUUAUUUUUCUUGAUAACUGCAGUCAUGUCUUCAUAAUUUUGGCUUAAUCAAAUUUAAAUCACAAAUACACUUUCAAUUUAAUAUAAUACAGUGUUGCUUGUAAUUACAAUAAGUGCAUCUAUUGUUACUAUCAUAUAAUUUUGUUAUCCUGUAUUUAAGAAGAUGAAUUGGAAUGUUCUAACAAUUUUAAAGAGUCUCUCAUUACCUAUUACUUUAAUGAUAACAUUUAUUAGUUUGACCUAUCUAUCACCAACUAAUGUCUUAUCAAAAUGGUUUCACAUUUAUGUUUUGACUAUUGGAUUACAAUGGUCAAAAAUGAUUAAUUUAUGGUAAUUGGCAAUUAUUACUAAAGAAGUAAGUAUAAAAAUUAAAUUAAAUAGACUUUCAAUUAAUUUUCAUUCACUUGGGCUUUUACAUUGGGAUCAAUAAUGUUGAAUUUGAUAUCAUAAUUUUUAACAUCAGAUGGUCUUUGCUACUUUGAUGAAGUCAAAAUGAUCUUUUUAUUAUUAGCAUUCUCAUUUUUAUCCUAUCUACAUUGUGUAACAAGUAUAGUUCAUGAAUUAUGUGAUAUUCUUGACAUUUAUGCUUUCAGUAUCAAAUACCCAUAAUGA